AUGGAAGAGGUCUUGGAGAUCUUGGGUCCAAGCAGGCCUGGCCGGGUCAGGGUCAUUGUCCACCUGGACCUGGAUUGCUUCUACGCCCAAGUGGAGAUGCUUCGAGAUCCCAGGCUGAGAGGAAGGCCUCUGGGGGUCCAGCAGAAGGCCUUGGUGGUGACCUCCAACUAUGAGGCCAGGGAGCAGGGGGUGACGAAGCUGCUGAGCCUGCAGGAGGCCUGCAGGAGAUGUCCUGACCUCACCCUGGUCAGGGGAGAAGACCUCAGGCCCUACAGGGAGAUGGCCUCCAAGGUCACAGAUCUCCUGCUGACCUUCUGCCCCCUGGUGGAGCGCCGGGGCCUGGACGAGGCCUUUCUGGACGUCACCCAGCUGGUGGAGAGGAGGCUCCAGGAGCUCCUCCAGGCCCCAGGGCCUCUCCACCUCCCUGUCCCAGGCCACAUCUACAACCACCAAGCUCUCAACCUCUUGGACCUCAACCACCUGAGGUUGCUCCUGGGCUCCCAGCUGGCAGAAGACUUCAGGAGGGCCUUGGCCUCCACCUUGGGCCUCACAGCCUCUGCUGGGGUGGCCACCAGCAAGGUCCUCUCCAAGCUGGUCUCUGGCACCUUCAGGCCCAACCAGCAAACCCUCCUCCUGCCUGAGAGCUCUGCAGCCCUCCUGGAGGGCCUGGAGGACCUCCAGAAGGUUCCUGGGAUUGGCCCCAAGACCUCCCAAGGCCUCCAGAGGCUGGGGGUGAGGACCAUCUCUGAGCUCCAGGAGGUUCCCCUUGGACUCCUGGAGAGGGCCUUUGGCCCUUCUGCAGCUCAGAAGCUCCAGAGGCUGAGCCAUGGAGAGGAUGAAGCUCCUGUGACCCCUUCAGGGCCACCUCAGUCUCUGAGUGAGGAAGACUCCUUCAGGAGCUGCUCCUCAGUGCAGGAGGUGAAGAGGAAGGUGGAGGAGCUGCUCCCAGACCUCUUGGCCAGGGUGAAGAAGGAUGGGAGGAGACCCCAGACCAUGAGGUUGACCAUCAGGAAGGUGACCAAGGAGAAGAGGUCCCCCAGGGAGAGCAGGCAGUGUCCUGUCCCCCCCCAGCUCCUCCAGGGGCUUGAAAGAGGUAGCUCCAAGCUCCUCCAGGCCUUGGUGGAGGCCCUGCUGAAGCUCUUCCAGAAGCUGGUUGACCUCUCCCACCCUUUCCAGCUGAGCCUCCUCAGCAUCACCUUCUGCAACUUCCAAGAGGCCCCCAAGAAGGACAAAGAGUCCAUUGGGUUCUACCUCCAGGAGAGGGCCUGGGGAGGAGGAGGGCCUGGGAAGGGCCUGAGGGAUGAUGUCUCAGCUGGUGGAGAGGAGGAGAGCUCCAGGCAGGAGACCUUCUCCAGGCCUCCAAGCCCCAAAGGCAGGAAGCUUGGGGAGGAGAAGCUGGGAGGUCUUGAGGUCCAGAGCUGGCCAGAGGAUCAGGUGGCACCUCCCGGAGGUCCUCUCCUGGCUGGAGGAGGUCCUGAGCCCCCUGGCAGGCAAGAACUUCCUCCUGAGGUGGACCUGGAGACCUUCUCUGAGCUCCCUCCAGAGCUCCAGGAGGAGCUGCUGGUGGAAUGGAAGAGGCCAGGAGGGCAGAGGCCAACUGGAGGAGCUCCAAGGAGCCCUGGGGGGCGAAGAGGAGCUCCAAGGAGCCCUGGGGGGCGAAGAGGAGCUCCAGGCUCAAGCCAGGCCAACACUUUGUGGAGCCUCUCCUGGACCUCCUUCAACCUCAGCGAAACCUCCCCCGGGGCCUAA
Molecule: messenger RNA, 1749 nt
Organism: Dryobates pubescens (Downy woodpecker)
Lineage: Eukaryota; Metazoa; Chordata; Aves; Piciformes; Picidae
Gene: POLI
Product: DNA polymerase iota
Exons: 11
Coding region: 1-1749 (582 amino acids)
Biological process (GO): translesion synthesis
Molecular function (GO): damaged DNA binding; DNA-directed DNA polymerase activity
Source: RefSeq, a predicted model, not a curated record